UAGAGGAAGAACCAGGAGACUUGUGUGCAUGUAGAGAAUGAUCGAUGCUGAGAAUCUGUGUCUUUAUGCAAAAACAUACUUUAUUAUUUGUAUAAACUUUAAAGUAAAGUGCCUGGAAGGUUCAUUUUACGUUAAAUAAACUAAACGCUGGAUACAUUAGAAGGUUGAAGCGCGGGAAGCCAGAGAAUCUGUGCGCGCGGACAUGUACCGAGGCCGGCCUCCGCCGCGAGGAGGCUACCCGCCGCCUUUUGAAGGCCGAGGACCGAGGCCGCACACGGCACCGGGCUACAGAGAGGACCGGAGCAGGCCCAGGCCUCCGUAUCACCCCGGCUAUCACGACCACGGUCCCCCGCCGGACCCGUACCGCCGCUCCCCGCCGCGCCGGAGGUACCCUUCCCCCGGGUCUGGAAGCCACAGAGGCGGGGAGUUCUGGGCCGGAGGUCCGCCGAGAGAGAGGUCUCCAUCACCCCGGGGUUUGGCUCCCAUUGACCACAACCUUGUCAUCACCGUUGGCAACGAGCUGACCGGCCCGUCUGGCUCCGCCCCCCCACGCCACCAUGACAGAGACUACCCUCCUCGGCCCGAGUAUGAGAGGAGCCGGAGCCGUGGCCGGCCUCAGAGCCGGAGUCCGGACCGGAGCCGAGCCAAGAGCCUGGGCCGCAGCAAGAGUCUGGUGAGGAGCAAGAGCCGGCCCCGCAGCCAGAGCCGCAGUCCGGACCGGAGCCGGGCCAAGAGCCGGGGCAGAAGCAAGAGUCGAAGUCCGGACCGGAGCCGGGCCAAGAGCCGGGGAAGAAGCAGGAGUCGAAGUCCGGACCGGAGCCGGGCCAAGAGCCGGCACCGCAGCCAGAGCCGCAGUCCGGACCGGAGCCGGGCCAAAAGCCGGGGCAGAAGCAAGAGUCGAAGUCCGGACCGGAGCCGGGCUAAGAGCCGGGGCAGAAGCAAGAGCCGCCCUCGCAGCAGGUCCAGAUCCAGGUCCAGGUCCAGGGGGCGGAGCUACAGCCGGGCGGCGAGCCGCGGGCGCAGUAAGAGCCGCCCGAGGAGCCGGAGCCGGAGCUCCAGCAGCAGCUCCUCGUCCAGCAGCGGGAACCAGAGUGACCCCCAGAACCCCCCGAAGGAGUUCAGAGAGCUGCAGACGGCUCGCAGACGCAAGGAGCUGGAGGAGAUGCUGGGCCAGCCCACCAAGUCCAUCCUGAAGAGACGCCACGAUGCCGAGGACUCGCCCUCCCUCAGGUCCUGUGAUUCUCCCCGAGGUCCUGACGGAGCCGGUCUGUCCCGCGUGGCGGAGCAGCUGCUCCAGGCGGUGAGGGGGAUGGAGCCGGUUGCCGUGGCGACCAUGCUGUCCGAGCUGCGCGCCGACCCGCAGAUGGCCCACCGGGCCGGCCUGGACGCCGAGAUCAAAGAGAUCCUCCACCUGCUGGGGAGCGCCACGGCGACGGGCGCCACGGCGACGGAGAGGCCCGCCGACGACAUCGACGACGAGGAGAAGUUCCUCUACGGAGACGAGGACGAGCCCACGGCGCCGGCGCCCGAGCCGGCCCGGUUGGACCUGUACGGUGACGUCACCGAGGACGCGCUCUACGCCGACUACUCGCCGCCGAGGUACGGGCUGCCGCCGGGCGCCACGCCACACCUGCAGGCCCCGCCCACCAGGACAGAGGUGGAUGUCCGGUACGCUGGCCGCCCCCCCACCAGCCCGGACCAGAGCCUGGCGUUGCCGGCGGCAACCGUCUGCAUCCCUCCCGGCACGGAGCCGCUGCCGGACGGCGAGCGCCAGGCGCUGGAGGAGUACGAGAAGAUCCAGGACCUGCUGAAGACCAUCGGCCUGGACCUGGGCGUCUCCGAGAUCAGCAAGAUGGCUGCCCGGACCAAAGAGCGUCUCCACGGCAACAAGCCGGCGCCGAAGACGCCCACGCGGCGCCGGCGCUACUCGUCCGGCAGCUCUGACGGCGCGCGGCGCCGCGGGAGGCGGAGCCACAGCGGCAGCUCCAGCAGCAGCAGCAGCAGCAGCCGCAGCCAUAGCUGGAGCAGCGAGGACGGCACCAAGAGCUCGGGGCCUCCGAAGUCUCACAAAGAGGCAAACAGCGAGCAGAGCACCACCGUGGCUCCACAGCCGCCGCACCAAGAGCCGCUGGCACAAACCCCAGACGCCAACAUGCUGCCCCCGCACCCCGGCGUGCCCAUCCCCACCUACCCCCCCUCGCAGGGUCACCCGGGCAUGCUGGCACCCAGUUUCCCCCCGCCGGGGUACGGCCAGUACGGGAACUACGUGCCCUACAUGCACCAGCAGUGGCCGCCCAUGUACCCGCCCCCCAGCAUAGCCCUGCCCCCCCACAGCCCCGAGGAAUUCCCCCCCGCUCUGCCAUACAAACACCCGUACAACAAGAUGGCCAGCACCGAGCCCAGCGCCAAAGGUUUUGGGAAGACGUUUGCUCCGGACGGCGAGAAGGGGAAGACGAGCAGCAGCCAUGACAGGAGAGUUUCUGAGGAGCAGAACAAUGAGAGCCAGAAACAAAAGGUUUCCCAUCAUGCAUCAGGUUCAGUCAGUGAUUAG
Messenger RNA from Perca flavescens (yellow perch), 2551 nucleotides. Its product is annotated as serine/arginine repetitive matrix protein 2-like. Bases 203 to 2551 code for a protein of 782 amino acids. Gene Ontology annotation, biological process: positive regulation of DNA-templated transcription; negative regulation of DNA-templated transcription. Gene Ontology annotation, cellular component: nucleoplasm. The record is from RefSeq and is a predicted model, not a curated record. The transcript is spliced from 9 exons. Lineage: Eukaryota; Metazoa; Chordata; Actinopteri; Perciformes; Percidae.